AUGGCUCAACUACCGGACUGGGAUGAUCUUCCUGAAGUGAAAGGGAUGCCCAAGGGCUGCACAUGGGGUUUGUUCGACAAAAACGGGGUUAAGGAUGUCUUUGGCACCCUUAACAUUCUGACGAAAGACGUGGUGCAAGCCGCCUUUGCAGAAGCCAGGGACGGGAUCUCAAUCUCGCUGAACUGGCCACUCGGGGCCAUCAAGACUCCUGGUUUCGCGCGCAAGCCAUCAGAGCACAAGGUCCUCGCAUUCUCCGAGUCUCCCUUUCCAUGUCAUGCAUUUGACGACGAGGUUUCGUUCAAUACACAGACUAGCAGCCAGUGGGACAGUCUGGCUCAUUAUCUCCAUCAGGCCACCCAACAGGCAUACAACGGUGCCAAGGUCACCAAAGAUGCGCUGGUUCAGGGUUUUGGAGAUGAGGAUAAGGAGCAUCAAUAUCCAACCUUAAACCACUGGCAUGAAAGAGGUGGAGUAGUUGCUCGAGGGGUCUUGAUUGACUACAAGGCCUAUGCCGAUACUCACGGGCUCAAGUAUAAUCUCUUCAACAACGACCAGAUCAAGAUCGAAGACAUUGAGAAAAUCGCCCAGCACCAAGGAGUCGAGUUUAAGCUCGGUGAUAUUCUUAUCGUGCGAUCUGGCUUCACCGAGGCCUUAGGUGCCAUGACAGCAGAGCAACAGGACGAGGCAAUGUCAGCCCAUCGGGUGAUAGGAGUGGAAGGAACUGAAAGCGCAGCUAAGUGGGUUUGGAACAAGCACUUCGCAGCAGUGGCGGGUGACAUGAUUGCUUUCGAGAAUUUGCCACCCAUUGUAGAUGGUAAGGAGGGCACGGUCAAAGACCUAGUGCUCCACUCCUACCUGAUUUCGCUGAUGGGCAUGUCCAUUGGAGAGCUCUGGGAUCUGAAGGCCUUGUCCGAGCACUGCGCAGAGGUAAAACGAUACAGUUUCUUGUUGACAUCCGUGCCGCUGAACCAACCGGGAGCUGUGGGGUCGCCACCCAAUGUGCUUGCUAUCUUCUAG
Exophiala bonariae is the source of this 1017-nucleotide messenger RNA. RefSeq lists its product as uncharacterized. The coding region runs from base 1 to 1017 and encodes 338 amino acids. The record is from RefSeq and is a predicted model, not a curated record. NCBI's taxonomy places the organism in Eukaryota, Fungi, Ascomycota, Eurotiomycetes, Chaetothyriales, Herpotrichiellaceae. The transcript is spliced from 8 exons. Gene Ontology annotation, molecular function: arylformamidase activity.